Messenger RNA from Marchantia polymorpha subsp. ruderalis, 1228 nucleotides. Lineage: Eukaryota; Viridiplantae; Streptophyta; Marchantiopsida; Marchantiales; Marchantiaceae. The record is from the annotation of a GenBank genome assembly.
GCAGCGGAAGAAGAAGUAUCGAGAAAUCUCCGAGGCGACUGCUUGGAACAGGACGGAGGGUUCUAGCGGAAGCCCGAGAAAUCGCGAGCCACCCGAGUCACGAUGGGGAGGGCCUGCCGCAUUGCGUCGGUGCAUGGUUUAUAUCGCUUUCCGAUAGGUUCGAAUCGCAGAGUGGAAAUCGUUGGAGACCGCAGAGACGAGGUUGAGCGCGAUCUGCAUCGUUAGUGCACCGAAGGUGGUCCAGAGAUUUUGGCGAUAGCAGUGUAUUGAAGGUUCCGCUUGCAGAAGCACGAUGGCGUUUUACAUGUUCCAGUUCCCCGAAGAAUAUGAAAAGCAUAUGUCGCAGCCUCAGAAGACGUACGUGCGAGACUCUAAGGCUAUGGCAAAUACAGCUGUGGAUGUCAAGGAUCUGCCCAAUGCUUACCAAUUCAUCGCGGACAUGCCUGGCAUCAAAUCUUCAGAUGUCAAGGUAGAGUUGGAAAAUGGGAAUGUCUUGAAGAUCAGCGGAGUGAGAAAGCGAGAUGAUCCUACUCCUGAUACAAAAUAUCUCAAGAUUGAACGGAGUGCGGGAGAAUUCAUGCGGAAGUUCACCUUACCUGAAGAUGCAAAUAAAGAUGCCAUCACUGCGGCAUGCCAACACGGGAUUUUGACUGUUACCGUGCCGAAGGUUCCUCCUCCGGAACCAGCCAAGCCCAGGUCAAUCGAGGUGAAAGUCGGUUGAAGAUGAACGGCAUUUGAGUUCGUUUGUGCGAUCAAACAUAGAUUGAGGAGUUUUCAGCCGCACAUGUACAGUUUCCUUCUGCAGGCUGUAUCAGUCUUCUUUUGAUGUUUUUUUAUUCGAAAUUUCUUCAAACUACUCCAGAUGACCGUUUAGAAGCUUGAGAUAGAAGGCUUCCUUCACGAUCGGCUGAUUCAAGCAAGAAUUCAAAGCCACUAGCGACCAGGGAUGUAACGCCAAAAGACAUCAUAGUAUUCAUCAUGGGAACAGAAUGGUGACAUUGAAGCUUCAGCUAAUCGAACUCCUCAGGCUUUGAGUGAUAAGUUCAGGGACAGACCAGGCAGGAGUCUAUUGUUCGUCGGUGAAAUUUUCUAUUAUGGUCCUAUAGAUUGGACUUCGGCUUGACAAGGAUUGAGAUAAUAUUGUAGAACAGGUUGCGACAGAGUUCGUUUUUAUAGUGUAUGAUUGACAGAUAUGCGUUUCAAUAAAGUGCGAUUACAGUACAUUUCU